AAAAGAACACGAAACUCGGUAAGUAUUCUUCACAGGAGUGACAAAGAAGUCAAGUCAAUCACCACACCACGCACAACGACCCUUCUCUGCACUCAAACCGAAUCAUGAUCUCACAUUCUUCCACGACUCUCUAAACCCUCCCCUCUGAUCUGCAAAACUCUUCACAAAUGGCCUUUCAAUUCCACCGAUUGCUCGGUUUCAGAUCUUCAAUUUGAGAUGCAGCCUGGCAGUAUCUCACCACCUCCAUUUGCUCUCAUUCCACUUGCUUUCAAUCACGAUAAUUUAACCCCUGAGGGUUUCGGUAUCUCUAGGUUUUUCUUCUUAGGCUCGCUCCUCUUAUCUCCCGGCGGACCUACCGGCGGCGACUACGACGGCGACGGCGGUAUGGAUUUCUCCAAGGUCGGUGAGAAGCUUCUCAGUUCAGUCCGUUCCGCUAGAUCUCUUGGAUUUUUUCCUUCUAAUUCCGAUCGUCCUGAGGUUCCAGAGCGUGCUGCAGCUGCAGCAACUAUAGCUCGUGCACUUGCUUCAAUUCCACCGCAUCAAAGGCAUAAUAUAUCUUCAAGCUCUGAAGAGCUUAGUUCUAUAUAUGGAAGUGAGCCUUCUAAUCAAGCACUGGAAGAACUUGAGGAAGAAUUCUAUGAAGAGGAGUUUGAUCCUGUUCGACACACCUUAGAGAAUCUUCCGCAUGAAGAAAGUGAUCUUGCAUAUUUUGAGGGGAAGGCUGCUCUUAGAUUAUUACAACUGGAUAAAGUAACAGAAAUUUUGUCACGCCAAGUGAUGGAGCACCAUGAAGUAAUGGUGAAAGGAAUGGAUUUGGUUGGUGAGCUGGAGAAAGACUUGAAGGUUGCAAAUGUCAUUUGCAUGAAUGGACGAAGACACCUCACUUCUUCAAGGAACGAGGUUUCAAGAGACCUUGUUGUUAACACAAGUUCUAAAAGGAAACAAACUCUUAUGGAUAUUCUUCAAAUUUUAUCAGCUCUGCGCCGUGCAAAGGACAUGCAAGCAGAACUUGAAACACAUGUCAAUGAAGAAAAUUUCUUUAAGGCAUUCCAGGUCCUAUCUGAGUAUCUUCAACUUUUGGAUAGCUUAUCAGACCUUUUGGCUAUACAGGAAAUGAGUCGUGGCGUAGAGAUUUGGCUAGCAAGAACUCUACAGAAGCUGGAUUCACUUCUGUUGGGAGUGUGCCAAGAUUUUAAAGAAACGAGCUUUUUGACUGUGGUAGAUGCUUAUGCAUUGAUCGGUGAUGUUUCUGGUCUUGCUGAAAAGAUACAAAGCUUCUUUAUGCAGGAGGUUAUAUCUGAAACCCAUGCAGUGCUUAAGAGCAUUGUGCUAGAGGAUCUCGAAGCAUCUGAAAUUCAAAGUACCAGACUUACAUACAGUGAUCUUUGCACUCGAAUACCUGAAUCCGAGUUUAGAAAGUGUUUAUUGGCAACUCUUUCUGUCCUCUUCAAGUUAAUGUGCUCAUAUCACUCAAUUAUGAGUUUCCAUUCAGAGUAUAAGGCUUCGAUGGGACAAUUUUCAAAUGAGGUGCAGAAACAAGGUGAUGAAACAGGUUCUUCCAAAAACAUUCAACAAGGUGAUUAUCAAUCUCUUUCGGACUCAAGGGAUGAUAACACCGGAGCUUCAAGCAGUGGGUCCCCAUGGUUUCAUUUGAGAAACGAUGCCACAUCAGUUGUUUCACAAACGUUACAAAGAGGUCGCAGGAAUCUUUGGCAACUUACAACAAGCCGUGUGUCAGUAUUGCUCUCUUCUGCUGCGGUUUCUUCUACUAGCAUUCAUCAGUUUUUAAAAAUUUACGAAGAUCUCAACAUCUUCAUCUUGGCUGGUGAGGCCUUUUGUGGGGCUCAAGCAGCUGACUUUAGACAGAAAAUCAAAUCCAUUUGUGAAAAUUAUUAUCUUGCUUUUCACAAGCAAAAUGUACACGCUCUGAAAAUGGUAUUGGAAAAAGAGAGUUGGUUUGUGAUGCCUCCGGAGACGAUUCAGACGGUGAGUUUUGCGGGCCUUGUUGGUGAUGGAGCUGCAUUGAUAAGUCAAAGUCAAACAACUGGGUCCCACAAGUUAUCUGACUUAGCAAAAACGAGCAGUAAACAAGGUGGAUUCUCCCAUUGGGUUAAAGAUGGGAAUCCAUUUUCUAAACAUGAUUCAAAGGAAUGUGAUAAUUCCCCUAAUGAAAAAGUCAACGGGGUAUCACAUAAUGGUGAUGUGCAUCGUAAUAAUAAUGGUCAUGCUGAUGUUUCGGAUGAUGAAAAUGAAGAUCUUCUUGCUGACUUUAUUGACGAAGAUAGUCAACUACCGAGCCGUAUUGCUAAGCCUAAACAUUUAGUAAACCGCUCUUUAUCUUUGAGCACUGAAGACAUGACAGCUCACACAGGAUCGUCGAUCUGCGUGCUAAGGCUGAUGGAUAAAUACGCAAGGCUAAUGCAAAAGUUAGAGAUAAUUAACGUGGAGUUUUUUAAGGGGAUACGUCAGUUGUUUGGAAUCUUUUUCCAUUUUGUGUUUGAAAGCUUUGGUCAUCUGAACACCAAUCCUCCUGGAAAAGCGAAUAAUGAUGUUAAUAGCUAUCGACUGAAAACAGCUUUAUCCAGAAUAUCGCAAGAUUGCAAUCAGUGGAUAAAGAGCGCGUCUUCUUCAGAACCUUACGCUUCACAAGCGCCAUUAAACAUGACAUUUUCUCAUAUGGAAAUCACACCCACUAGUCCACCCAGUCAUACGCUCAGCACAUCAUUUGGCCUCAAGGAAAGAUGUGCAGGAGCUGAUACCAUCUCUAUUGUUGCUCGAUUGUUGUAUAAAUCCAAGGCUCAUCUUCAAUCUGUACUUUUGACGAAUAACGCAGCAGUUGUUGAAGAGUUCUAUUUGCAUUUGGUGGAUUCGGUGCCAGAUCUCACAGAGCAAAUACAUAGAACGACUGCAAAGUUACUACUUCAUAUUAGUGGGUAUGCUGAUCGAAUUGCCAAUUCUAAAUGGGAAGUUAAAGAGCUUGGAAUGGAACAUAACGGGUAUGUUGACCUGUUAUUGGGGGAAUUUAAGCACUACAAAACAAGACUGGCUCACGGAGGCAUUCGGACCGAGGUUCAAGACCACUUAAUAGAAUACGGUCUCGAAAAUAUUUCUGAAAUUCUAGUUGAAGGACUCUCGAGAGUGAAACGGUGUUCUGACGAGGGCCGAGCCCUAAUGUUAUUGGAUCUUCAGGUUUUGAUCAAUGGCCUUCAGCAUUUUGUCACCAUUAAUGUUAAACCGAAAUUACAAACUGUCGAAACUUUUAUCAAGGCAUAUUACCUUCCGGAAACUGAAUAUGUACAUUGGGCCCGCGCUCAUCCGGAAUACACAAAAAGCCAAAUGGUGGGGUUAAUUAACCUUGUGGCUACAAUGAAAGGAUGGAAAAGGAAAAACAGACUGGAAGUGUUGGAAAAGAUAGAAGCCCACUAGCCCAGUCAUGUAAUUAGGUUUCAAAUGGCCCAUUUUAUUAUCUGGUCUAUGUAAAUUGAAGCCCAUAGUCAAAGGUGGUGAUAUAAUAAUAUUAAGCUUCCCUGUUAUGGGCUUGCUGAGUUGUGAUUUUAUGUUGUUUAUAUGUUCAAAAUGUACAUCUGAAUUACUGAUUAUUAUUGUAACAUUUUGAGUGAAAAUAGUUAAUGUAAUAAAACCAUUUUUCUUGAAUGUU
Molecule: messenger RNA, 3658 nt
Organism: Helianthus annuus (common sunflower)
Lineage: Eukaryota; Viridiplantae; Streptophyta; Magnoliopsida; Asterales; Asteraceae
Product: syndetin
Exons: 23
Coding region: 217-3426 (1069 amino acids)
Biological process (GO): endocytic recycling; retrograde transport, endosome to Golgi
Cellular component (GO): EARP complex
Molecular function (GO): SNARE binding
Source: RefSeq, a predicted model, not a curated record